UCCAAACCAAUCAAUUAUUCAGUUUCACUUUUUUUCUUUAUAUCAGGGAACAAAGUGUUAGAUCAUUCAGUUUACUUUGUGUAGUCGGACAGGCUUCAUUUAGGUUUUUCAACAACUCAAGUCUGAAUUUUACCUCUGAAAUUAACACAUUAGAAAUGUGGAUUCUCGUCCAUCAUAGUAAGUUCAUUUUUUAUCCUGAACUAGUUUUGAUUAGGUAGAUUCUUUUCCCUUAAUACGUUAGAUAUUUUGAAAACUAGGCUCUCAUUUUGGUUAUUCUCUAGAAAUCUUUGUGUCUUUGAUGUGAAAGUUUAUUUGAUGACCUGAAUAAAAUAAAUCUCAACUUUUUCCAUCGCUAUAUAAUAUUUGAAAAUAUGGGAAAGAAAAGGGAUGUUUUGACACCCACACGUCCUUCCAAACAGUCCGUCAUUCACAAAGCUCUGUUGUUGACCCUGACAGUGUUCUCCUUGUUUCAAACCUAUUUACUCCACUUCUAAACAUUUUCAGUGGGUUGUGCUGGUGAUAAUAUUGAAAGGAAAAGCGCUAGAAUGAUGAAACAUGCUACCCUGUCAGUGGGAUGUCAUUCUUAAAAUAUGCCCAUUAUAGCUGCUUCUAAAUCAGGCAAUGUUUCCCAGAUGCUUGUUGCGCAAUGACUCGCGCUGCAGUCGCACGGACACAUUUUGACAGGUUUAUUUCUCUCCAGUAGCUUGAGUGUGACGUCUCAUCUGUUGGCCGCUUCUCAGAUAUGUGCUGUGUGUGCUGGUGAGGUUCAGAGAUCAGAUAUCCGUGCAUCUGAGGAGCGGGGAACGGCGCACCAAAAACAUGAAAGACAGGAGAGAGAGUUUUCCCGUGUGGAAAACUUUGCUGGUGGGGAUGUCUGUGCUGCUGCUUCUGGGCUGUGCAGGUUUGGGUCUGCUGUGGGUUCAGCACAAGGAGCUGGCAGAGGAGCUGGUCAGGCUGGAGUCCCAGAUGCAGGAGUUGGCACAGUGCUGCAGGCGGCAAGCAGGACUGCUGCCAGAUGAACUCGGAGAGACUGGAGAGUUGAGGAAACUCCGGCGCAGCAGACGGAACCAGGAGGGAGAGCAGGACAAGAUGAUGCUGGUCACAUACUCUGUGGUUCCUAUCAAAGCCUACCUAGAUCUGUGCAACAGCUCCAGAGGAUUUUGUUUAAUAGGUCCACCUGGACCCCCAGGUGUGGCAGGCCCACCAGGACCGACGGGUGCGCUGGGCCCACGUGGCAGACGAGGACGACCAGGUCCUCCUGGUCCUCCCUGUCCUGCUUGUUGUCCAGCUGAAGCACAAAGUAGGAAUCACAGAAAUAAAUCAAAGGAUCGAGUUACAUCACAUGUAGGCAAUGAAACCAGAGAUGUUCUGAAUGUCACUGGACCUGCGAAGCUUCAGGACACAAAACAUGUUUUUCUAGAAUCUGUAUCUUUUCAUCAAGAGGUUAAUGUUUCACUGAAUGAUGCCAGAACCGAGAAUGCCACACAGACACCAAUUACACCUGUGUUUCUAGCUGUUGACUCCCGUGGAAACAUCGAUCAUUCAACUGGCGGCUCAGAUGUCACUGAUAGUACAGCACCAAGUGAGUUGGUAUCGCCUCGUCCAGACUAUUUACCUGCACACUGGAUGAACACCAGCUCAGAAAUCAGAAGAGAAACGUCAAAACAUUUGACAACAGUGUCACCAACACUGAAUGUUGACCAUGACGACAAAGCCUUGAACACUACUGACUUUGAGAAACUUCGUCAUAGAAACUUUAAACCUGAAAUACCAAAACCUCAUCCAGCUGAAAAUAUCCUGAAUGGCUCAGAGUUUAAGGAACAUCUAGACACAAAACGUGAGCCUGAGUCAGAGCUGAUUUAUAAAACUGAUUGGGGCUCUAAAAAUAUUACAGAGGGUGUUAAAUUCAUUAGCGAUGAAGUUGGUGAAGACCAAAACAAGAACAUCUUUAAUGCCAGCAGGGUGCAAACGAGCUCCGAAAGUGAACAACCAACACUACACUCAGAUAAUAUCGCCAAAGAAACAUCUAAUUUUUCUGAAUAUAACAAUCAACAAAAAACAAGCACACAUCCUGAAUUGUUUGAUGAUGGAGACCACACCAGGACUUUUAAUGAUUCAGAGGGUAAAAAUGUUACAGAUGGAUGGAUCAAAUUAUUACAAGGAGCACUUGGUAAAAUCCUAAACAGUGAUGCCUUCAGUGACAGCAAGGUCAACAACGAAACAAGAUUUAAAGAUUCACCAAUGCAAAAUUCAGCUAAUAUCACCAGAGAUGAUAAUGAUGUUUCUGAAUUUUACAAUCAAGUGAAUACGCAAGUUGAACCUGGACCAGAACCAUUUCAUGAAGGUAUUGGCAAUGGGACUUUGAAUGAUUCAGAAGCAACAAAUGCUACAGAAGGAUGGGGCAACAUGUUAAGUGAUCCACUUGGUACAGACCAGAAGAAAGACACUUUGAGUGACAGAAGAGACACUAAAACAAGCCUUAAAACUGUACAACCAACACGAGGUUCAUCUAAUGUCACCACAGAUGCUUUUAUGGUUUCCGGCUCUUAUGAACAUCCAGAUGAAAAGAUACAACCUGAGCCAGAGCCGUCUGAUGAAGGUGAAAUGGUGACUGUAGAGAAUUCAGAGAGACCAAUAAAAUUAUUGCACGGUCCAGUUGAUACCUUCAAUGACAGCAGAGGACGGAUCAUCACUGACAAAAGUGAAACAUCAACACAACAUUCAGUUAACAACGCCGAAAGCACCUUAGAUAUUUCUGAGUUUGACAAUCCUCCAAAUAAAAAAUUGGAAUCGGAUCCAUUACCUUUUCAAGAUGACAACAAUGGGACUCUGAAUGAUUUGGAUGGAGGAAAUGUAACAUAUGUGCCAUUAAAACUUUUUCCAGGACCAAGUGAAACCAACCAAAGCAGCAAAACCUUCACUUCCGACCCAGUCACGAAUGAAACUAGAGUAAAAAAUGCUUCACCUUCUGCUGAUGACAGUCAGAGAAGAAACUCUUUGAACGGCAGCAGAAACAAUGCAGACAGACCACUGAAAAGUGAAUCUUCCCAACGUGUCCCAACCUACAAGAAGAGCAAUGGAACUGACAAUGAGAAAAGGAUAAAAACAAGUUGCAACAUUAAAGCCAUCAAAUGUUCAGAUAAGUCUACUAACAUGCAACUCACCUUCGGAGCCUGGAUGUCGGAUGCAUCCCGGUCUGAUGAUCAGAUCUGGGUGGCAGAACAUUUUUCAGGUCGAGAAUUGAAGCAGUUGAAGAACAUUUCGGAUACCAAACCGAAAUCUAUAGAUGUUCAGAAGUACUACCACGGCUGUGGUCAUGUUGUUUAUAAGAAUUCAUUUUACUUCCACAGUGGAGGAACAAAUAAUCUUUUGAAGUUUACCUUCAACACAAAGAAUACAAGCUCCCUGAAAAUGCCAAACAGCAGAUAUAGAGGCCUGAGAUAUCUUUUCCACAACUCCAAGACUUAUUUCAAGUUUGCCGUGGAUGAAAAUGAACUGUGGGUCAUCUUUGCCUCGUCUACAGACAGUAACACGAUGGUGGCAAAACUUGACCCAGAUGCUUUCUCUGUGCUGUCCAUAAUUAACACUGGCUAUCCUUCAGCAAAAGCAGGAAAUGCCUUCAUUGUGUGCGGGGUGGUGUAUUUUACCGAUAACAGUGACAAGCGUGUGACAUAUGCCUUUGAUUUGAUGACACAGAGUCAUCUGGAUGCAAGUUUUGAUUUAAGGGCAGGAGACGGUACCUUAGCUAUGCUGUCCUAUUAUCCCAACAAAAGACUGUUGUACUUGUGGGACAACAAAAGUGCGAGAACAUGUAAGAUUAAAUUCAAGAACACCUAAAAAAAAGUCUUACAAAUUCCCUAUUUUUGUAAAAAUGCUUUAAAAACAAAAUCUUAAUUUUUUUUCUCUUUUGCAAUAUGUGACUGUUGAAAUAUUGAGCUUUUUGCUGACAUUAGCUCACUGAUAGCGACAUCCCAUUCUCCCUGGAUUACAAAGCACGACCAGAUGCUCACAAAAAUGUCACAAGGUUUGUUGAAACUGAAAGAGUUCUUUAGCAUAAACAAGAUCAAAUUAUAAUUUGAGAAGUAUUUAAAACAAAAAUAUAAUAAAAGCACGAAUGAAUCAGAACAAAGAUGGAGAUAGAGUUAUAGAAGAAUAGAUACAUGUUUGUAACCAUCACAUUUCUCUCCCAAAAAAGUUACUCAAGAAAAUGUAACUGAGUAAAUACAAUUUAGUGUUUUUCUCUGAAUUCAGACCAAAAUGUUUAAACUUCAGUUUUCAGCAGUGAGAUUAUUUUUGUGCCACUUCUACAAGGACCUGAUUUCUGGAGUACAUAAACAUAAAAUAAAAAAUAAAACUGUG
This is a messenger RNA of Gambusia affinis (western mosquitofish), 4359 nucleotides long. RefSeq lists its product as uncharacterized. Gene Ontology annotation, biological process: signal transduction. Gene Ontology annotation, cellular component: cell surface. Bases 820 to 3837 code for a protein of 1005 amino acids. Lineage: Eukaryota; Metazoa; Chordata; Actinopteri; Cyprinodontiformes; Poeciliidae. The record is from RefSeq and is a predicted model, not a curated record. The transcript is spliced from 30 exons.